Paramuricea clavata is the source of this 4229-nucleotide messenger RNA. The record is from the annotation of a GenBank genome assembly. NCBI's taxonomy places the organism in Eukaryota, Metazoa, Cnidaria, Anthozoa, Malacalcyonacea, Plexauridae.
AUGUUCAACGGGAAUACUUGGUUUACCUUCCUGAUAUUUACUUUGAUUGUCGUCGUUGCUUUACUGGGAAAUUCUUUAGUCAUCUAUGUCCUUGUCGUGCGACGAAAAAAGUUUCUCAAUAAACCUUACAGUGUGUUUAUUUUGAAUUUGGCAAUUGUAGAUUUUCUGACUGCCAUAUUUUUAAUCGUCAGGUAAGAUGUUUUUUAUGAUUCUUAUAAAUAGAAGUGAGAUAUUGAGAGCAGUGAUUGUUGUGAUUCAUAACAAUGUCUGGUUAUGAUAUCUAGCUAGUUAUAGGCGGAUAAGUGCCAAGUUUAGAUUAAAUUGUGCACUUGAAGGAAAAGGCAUGGCAUUUGGCAAAACGAUAGUUCUCGGUGUGCUUAUUAAUAUGGUAGGGAUAUGAAAAAGUAAUGUUUGUGCCUCAAAAUUUCUUAGUACAAUUUUCUUACAAUUUGCCUGUAAAAAUACCAUCUACUAGAAAACGUGAAGUUCCAAGUUCAUGGAUAGCAAACCGAAUAACCUAUUCCAUUAUACAGGGCCUUUCGAAUUAUUAUCCAAAAGGUAAAAACAUACUUGAAUAUUGCAAAAAAAAUCAUUUUGAGCAAAUAUAGACCUGACGUAACUGAAAAUUGGGGAGAGAAACCCCACAAUGUAAAAUACUGGUUCACCAGUAUGCUAUGUAGCUAAUCCUUUAAUAAAGUUCAAGUUAAAAACAAGCAAACCGCUUAAUAUAGCUUAUACUGUAUAGUUUUUUUCAAGCUUUCUGAUGAUGUAGAUUACAUUUAUUAUAAAUGAACUUAACUUUUCACACUUUUUUAGAUUAUACUUCUAUACUAUAGGGUAAUGUAAAAAUACUUCUAUACUAUAUGGUAAUUUAUGUUUAUUAUUUGUAUGUUAUUUAGCUACAGAGCUAUAUUUAUUAAGCCUAGCAGGGCUGUAUCUAGUAGAUAUACUGCCUUCUUAUAAUAAAUAAUUCACCCACAAUGACUCAAAAUUUUAGGUAAAAAUGUCUCAAAUUUAUGAGCAAACUGCCAUACUUAAAUGUACUCAAUUUUUUGAGUAAAGAUUCGAUAAUGUCAUUAAUAAUGAGAGGGGGGAGUGGGCGGUGGUUCAGAAAUUCCCAACAUUCUACAUGUUCUUGAGACCGCCCCCAAAUGGCAAGACAUUUAUUUGGGAGCCCCUGUAUAGUCCACUUAGUCCAUAUCGAGUAAUUUAUUAAACUUUGUUGUAUGAUUAAAAACUUGGAAUUGAAUUGCAAUCACGUGAAUAAAACCUACAUGAAGUUGUAGAUUGCAUGCAAAGUGUUUUUUUAAACUACUAAUGUACUUGUGCAUCGUACUUAGCAAAUGCUAUCCACCGGGACACCCACUACUAAAUUAAUGACCGGUCCCUUAAAAGGACGUAUUUUUCCACCCAACCUUUCCUGUCAAUUAAAACCAACCCUGACAUUCAUUCAAUAUAUACAUGUACCUAGAUCGACCUAUUUAAGUUUAAAAAAGUAUGUGUCACUUCACUUUUUUGGCACUCACUCAAAUCUUGCUGCACGAAACAUUUUACAAAUAUUUUUCUCUUAAUUAAAGCUGUCGGCUGUUCUGCAGUUUUCUUGAAUAACGAAAACUAAAUAUAGCAUUUUUACUCUGGCAGUCUGUCUUGGCCUAUAUUUUUUAUACACAACCUUUACAUCACACGAAAUUUCGUUUAACCAAGUUGCAACCAUUUUCUCCCCCCCCCCCCUCCCUCUCCUCAGUCAGACAGUCCUGAAGGGGAGGGGGUCUCGAUCCCAUUUCCCAGCCAUUUUUGACCAAAUCCCAAUUUCAACAUUAACUUAAAAGAAUAUUUCUGAACAGGUAUUUCACCUAUGUGUUGACUUUUAAAACACAAUAUCCUGCUUUCAAACGCUCUUUCAAUUCUGAAUAAUUUUACAAAGUGAAAGUCUAUAAAUACCUGUAAUUUUGCUGUAGUCACAUACUAGUCAUACUAAUAGUAGAAUAAUGACCUCGAGCCGAAAAACUACGGAAUACAGUCUUCCAGGGCAUUUUUAGACAAACUCUCAAUCAAAAGUAGCUCCGUAGCUUUCCUCCAACAAAUGUUAUGUAUAAUGGUAUGUAUAUGGUUUCCCUAUUCCCAUUUUUGCGUCUGUCAUUCCCGGUUCCAGUAACCCAAAUCCAGUUCCCAUGUUAAUUGGCCCUUGUUCACGACCUUCCAGCCAUAAUGACCAAUCCCUAUACAACGUAUUUUUUAUCUUGUAGUCGUUUUCUCUAUCUUCCGGAAACACCAACUUACAAUGACACUGCAGCUGAAGUAUUUUGUCAAACCAUCUGGUCAGGGAGGUUUGCAUUCGACAUGGGUUAUAUUUCUGUAUACACAUGUGUUGCCUUAACGAUAGAGCGUUGGUUUGCGGUUGUAAAACCAAACAAAUAUCGUUCAGCGAAAACGAGGCAUGCUGUUUAUGCCGUUAUCUUAGUGUGGUUCUGUGGUCCUGCUGUCAAUUGUACUACCUACUUUCGUAUAAAAUACAACGUUGAAGAGAAGAAAUGCGUAUGGAGAACUAUCCCAUUUGCAGAAGAAGAGCUACCCUGGAUUGCUUUAGCUGUACAAUCCAUAAUACCUUAUACUACAAUGGUAGUGUUAUAUAGCCAUAUCUAUUAUACAUUGAAGAAGUUACCACGGCUUACUUCGAAUAGAGAUAUACAACUACGGAGAAUAACAGUGGUUGCAUUGCUGGCAUGUUCAGCGCUAAUCUUAGGAUGGGUGCCUGGUCGUGUUACGUUCAUGCUAACAAAGUUUGGUCACCUCGAUCCAAAUGGAAGCAUUCACUUCACCUGCGUGAUGAUCACAUUUCUAAACUCGUGUGUCAAUCCCUUUUUGUAUGGGAUAUAUAGUCCGGCAUUUCGAGCAGAGUACAAGAAGGUGUUUCAUUACUACUAUCGUAAAACCGUGACUGUUUUUCGUCAUAGUCAUGUAAAGCCCACUCCUGAUCAAGUGCAAGGCAAUUCACUGUCUGAAAAAGCGGUGUCUACGCUAGAGCAAGGGAAAGCCAGCUCACUCUCUGUGAAGGCUGAAUAUAACGAAGGAUACGCAUUCACUGUAAAGUCAGCAUCUGAACAAGGCAAUUCAAUCGCUCUAAUGCCAGUACCUAACCUAGCCAGGAUACCAAAUGAUGAAUCUGCCAAAGUAGCGCCAAAAGAAUCUUAUAUGGAAUGUAGUCUCUAAAUUUUGUGUGCUAUUUUAACUCGAACAAAAUAUGGUAAAUUAACAAUUAUGUACAGUACUAACAUUAUGCAUUCAAUGUUUAGAUACUGUACAAAAUUACUGUCACAGAAAUGUUUUGUCUAUAACGUCACGUACGUCCGUGAUGAUAUCAGUAAACACACCGACGGAAACUGAGCCAAGAACGCUUUUUUACCGAUAAAAAUGAAGAAAUUCCUUUGAAAUCCCAUGCCCACCCUUUUGUACCCUCAUACUAACCACUGAUAAUUUUUAAUUUUUUUUGCGAACUCAUUAAUAAUUUAUGAAGAAAACACAAAAGAAAUCAUGAGCACAAACGAAAUUAUGUUUGGUUAUGAGAACGAAAGCUCUGACAAAAAUAUGGAAUCGAAAUAAAGUAUAUUACAGGAAAUAUUCAGUUGUUUUAAUCACAAAAUGGAUUUCUAUUUGACAACUAGUGCCAGUACUUUUCCGCGUAUCAAGAUCACCUGGUUUACAUAAACUUUAACUUUGUCUUAUUUGAAAGAACUUUUAAAGUUAUAUAUGAAGACCCUUUUUCUUACCUUGCUUGGUUUUCGAAAUAUUUUGACCAAAAACAGUGUGCAGUCCGCCAUCUUGGUAUUAUAAUUGACCUAAUUAACUCAGUUCUUGAUGACGUCAAAAGCAGGGUAAACUUGUUAAAACUUCUUCAUGUGGGACUAAAUUUCUUCGAAACGUUUCUUAAAAUGUUGUGAGAUAAUUGAGUACUAAACAGACUUCGGAAAAUCGAGUUUCAUAUUGAUAAUGACAAGUGGUUUGCAAGAUAAAAAUUUCGCUUUUUACCCUACUUGUGACGUAUGCAUAUCGAAUGCAUAUCCAAGAUGGCGGAAUACACGCUGCUUUUGAUAAAAAUAAGUCUAUUUAUUUCGAAAACCAAGCAACAUACGGAAUAAUUGUAAAGGAAGUUUAUAUAUCAUUUUAAAUGUUCUUUCAAAUAAGACAAACUUAAUUUAUAUUACCAUAUCCCUUUAGGUUUAAUUUUCUCA